Molecule: messenger RNA, 754 nt
Organism: Acaulospora morrowiae
Lineage: Eukaryota; Fungi; Glomeromycota; Glomeromycetes; Diversisporales; Acaulosporaceae
Source: the annotation of a GenBank genome assembly
AUGAAAAGCAUUACAUAUUAUAAAUUAGACGGAGGCGGAGUUGGUACUAGUUUAUCAAAUGUACCCAACAGAAAAAAAGGCAAAAAAAAACCCCCCAAAACCCCGAAAACAGUGAACGAUCUGACGGAACGACAAUUAAACCUUUAUCUAGCAUUCAACUGGCCUGCAUUUUGGACGAAAAAAAGAGAUAUGCCUUCUAUCCAGACCCCUAAAAAUGGAAAGAUACCACGUUGUCAAAAUGCUUUCAUGUUGAUGAAGACAGAAGUGAGAAAGGAAGCGCGAAAUUUCUUAAGUCUGACGAGAAAAUUCGAUGGAGUUGAUAUAAGUGUGGUUAGUGGUGUUGCCUGGUCAAACAGUACUAAAGAACAACAAGAAGUAUUCCAUAAAAUGUUCAAGGAAUUAAGUGAAAAACACAAAAAGACAUACCCUGACCAACCUUAUCACACUCAUAAGCAGCCCAAGUGGAACAAUGUGUCCGAAGAAUAUUUUUCGGCGAAUAAAAAGAGUCCCCGAAAACAAUUCGAUAAAGGCGAAAAUAAAUUACCUAACGGUUCAUCACCUAUUAUUAAUUCCGGUGACCUAAUUCAAGAAAUUACACAUGACUCGUACAAUCCUAAUAAUCCUAAUGAAUUCUUCCCCACGGAACCCACGGAUUCAUCUUUUGGUAAAUUCUUGUCCAUGGACUUAUAUUACAAUACUAUGAACGAAGAUACCUCAGUGCAAGAUGAGAUGAUAUCCGGUUUUCAAUGUGAUG